Messenger RNA from Diuraphis noxia (Russian wheat aphid), 3653 nucleotides. It is a transcript of the gene pbl, whose product is annotated as epithelial cell transforming 2 pebble. Gene Ontology annotation, biological process: regulation of cytokinesis, actomyosin contractile ring assembly; nervous system development; mitotic cytokinesis. The record is from RefSeq and is a predicted model, not a curated record. Gene Ontology annotation, molecular function: guanyl-nucleotide exchange factor activity; GTPase activator activity. Lineage: Eukaryota; Metazoa; Arthropoda; Insecta; Hemiptera; Aphididae. Gene Ontology annotation, cellular component: nucleus; cell cortex.
UUACAUUAUUUUGAGAUGGAACAUAUGAGUUACCAAUUAUUACUAUGGAAAUGUAUUGGACGGGGAAAUAUCUUACGAGGAAGUGGUUACGGGGAAACGCAUGACGAGGAAAUGGCAGACGGGGAAGUGUCCAUGAAUCAUACAGGUGUUUCAAGUUUGGAAUCCGAGUUGUCAAAUUUUAAUAUUUAUUUGGAAAAAAUAUAUUCUUCUGAUUCAGAUGUAUUAUUAGCUAUUAAGAAAUUAAAUGUAUCUAUUAAAUACUUAGAAAAUCUAUCGGAUGUAAAUUUAUUGGAAAAAAAUGAUAUCCUGGUCACCACUUUAUUUGAAGAACUUGCAGUCAAACGACCAUGUUUUAGAAUUCUUGGCCGUCCAGCUUUACUGGAAUUGGCCGAAAGCCCUAAUGGUUUACAGGGCAUUAAUCGCCAUCGUUAUUGCAAUGCUCUUGUUGGUGCCAUUGUCAGUGUUACAGGAAUUCAAAAGAGAGAUGAAAUGGCACGUCUUCUGAGUUUGAUCCGUUGGAUGGGUGGUAGUUUUCGAGAAAGUAUUAAUUACAAAACUACUCAUUUGGUGUCUGGUUAUGCAUGUAGUGCUAAAUCCCAAUAUGCAUAUUUGCAUGAAAUUCCUGUUAUUGGAUCUUCGUGGCUUCAUGCAGCAUGGGAGAGACGCGAUGAAAUAGACUUCAAAGCAAUCAAUUCAUCAUUCUUUUCAGAACACAAGCUAAAACCAUUCCAUGGAGCCAAAAUAUGUUUUUCAGGGUUCACGGAAGAAGAGCGAUCACAUAUGGUUGAUGUUUUGUUACAAAAUGGGGGGACUCCAAUAAGCGAUGAAAAUGAUACAGAAUGUACUCAUCUGGUUACAAAAGAAGGUUCUAGUCCUUUAGGCGACCGAGAUCCAAAUACAACACCGUGUUUACGAGGUGUUUUGGCUCCUAAAAAUCUAAUUCAAGCAUUUGAUAAAGAGGAUUCAAGUCCUAAUACUCGAAAUGGGGGGUUAAAAAGAACACUGAGUGUGGUAGAUGGUGGAAAUUUGUCACAUGAAACCAAGAAGAUUCGCCUUCAAUCUUUAGACAUGGAUUGCGAUGAAUUUUUGUUUAAACAUCCCAAUCCUAUGUCAGCAUGUUUGGAUCAAACCGAUCAAACUUUGGUUGUUGAUGAAUCUUCAUUAGAUUCGAUUCCUCCUGUGAAGAAGAACAAUGCUGAAAUCCUGAAAGAAGCAUGGUUCUGGACAUCUGUACAAUACCAGAGUUGCGCCUUAACUAAAGAAUAUUUAUUAACCAAUUUAAAUGCGACCAACACACCUACAUCUACUCGUGUUAUGUCAUCUACAUUGACAUUAAGUUCUUCUUCUCGUGCACGCAAAAGAAAAAGGCAUUUAGACCGUUUGGGUUCUUUGUUAAGGCCUAGUCCAACACCUGUGGCAACUAUUGGUGAAACAUCGCCAACAAACAGUUCAGGGCCGUCAAAACGACGGUCAUCAGCUGCCAAUACCCUUGAUGGCCUAAGGUUGUCGUGUGGAUCAUUUUUAAACUUCACAAACAGCCCAGAUCAUCCAUCGCCCUUUAAACUACCAAAAGAUCCAGAUUUAGUUAUAAAAGAUAAACCAUUUAGCCCGCGAUAUCAAGUUUUCUCUGAAUUAUUACAAACUGAGAUUAACUAUGUGGGAGUGUUAAACACAAUAAUUACUGUGUACAAGGAACCAUUAGAAGAAAUGAUAGACAAAGAAGACUGUUUGCUUAAUAAUACAGAAAUUAAAAUUAUAUUUGGAAAUGUUUUACCUAUUUAUCAAGUACAUCAAGAGAUGUUAGAAGAGCUCAAGUGUCUUGCUACAUCUUGGCAAGAAGAUAGUAGUAUAGGCAGUGUUUUUCUCAAAUAUUCCAGCGAAUUAGUGAAAGCUUAUCCACCGUUUGUGAAUUUUUUUGAAAAAACAAGGGAGAUGUUAUUACAGUGUGACCAAACAAAACCUCGUUUUCAUGCUUUCCUUAAGGUCGGUCAGACAAGGCCCGAAUGUUGUCGACAGAGUCUUCAAGAACUUCUCAUUCGACCUGUGCAACGCUUACCCAGCGUUAGCCUACUGUUAAAUGAUAUUUUGAAACAUUCUGAUAAGAAUAAUCCUGAUCACCAAGCCCUUGUAUCAGCCUUAGCGAGUAUACGUGAAGUAAUGACUCAUAUUAAUGAAGAUAAAAGAAAAACUGAAGGUCAAGUUGUUCUUUUUGAUAUAUUUAAUGAUAUCGAUAAUUGUCCUCCUCAUUUAGUUUCUUCACAUCGAAGUUUUAUUUCAAAAUGUGAUGUGGUUGAGUUAAGUGAUAAUCUUAGUGGUCGUGGGGAUCAUCUAACAAUAUUUGUUUUUUCAGAUGUUGUCGAAGUCUGUAAAAAAAGAAAAUCAUUUAAUGGAAAAAGUCCAAAAGAACCAAAUUCUGGUUCACACAAAUUAAAUGGUGGUGCCAAAUCUUAUAAACAUAUCAAAUUGAUGCCGUUAAAUAUAAUCAAACAAGUUAUAGAUAUUAAAGAGACUGAAGACUGUCGUAAUACAUUUUCAUUAAUGAUUAUUGACAAUCAUGACUUUAAAGAACGAUUAUAUACAUUCACUAUGACUGGAAGUAAUUGCAGUGCCAAUCAUAAAAAUAUUUUCUUAAAAAAUAUAUCGCAACAAGUGGCCAACACCGUGUGUUCUGGMAAUAUAUUAGUGUCAUUAGACUCUCAGCAAUUGGACAUUGAUACAAGUGAAAUUACUACUGGUACUCUUGGGAAAGCUUUCAAGUUUGCAAGCAGAACACGCAUUAAAGUUGGACGGGCAUUAAGCUUUAAUAAAACUCCUAGCAAGUUGAAACGAGCUGUGUCUACAAUGAUGAGUCCUGUUCUCAGCUUAACUAACAAUGGAGGGCUGGGUACACAUGCCCUUACUCCGUCCACUCAAUUAGCCAAUAUGCAUUUAGCAUCGUGCACCAAUUUAAAUGAAAUGUCAUCAGAUGACCAUACGUUUCCAUCGCCACCUUUGUCAGUUCAGCCAAAUAGAAAAAAUAAAACGUCGAUAUUAAGUCUAUCUUCGGCGCCCAGGUAGCGUCCAACAACCUAUCGAUACCUGGUWAACACUUUUCGAAACUCAAAAAAUUUUGUUUCGAUUUUAAACCGUCAGUAUCGAUAGUUAUAUUAUAUUAUUAUAAUAAUUAUGUUUUAAAACUCAAUUUUAAAUUUUUUUUAAAUUAAUUAUUUUAUUAUUACAUUUUUUGUUAGUAUUUAAGAUUUGUAUAAUAAUGUUGUUUUCAACUUUUCCCAAGACAUUCUUGCCCCAAAAUWUUCUUAUCCUAUACCUACUUCAUUGUCAACAAUCGUUCAUUUCAUAAAUUCCAUUUCUACAAGAAUAAAUGUUUACCAUACAUGUUUACUUGGUUUUAUACUGAGUAUUUUAAAGUUACCAUGGUAUAUACUUUUGUAGUCUGAAUUUAUACAUUUACAUACAUUUUAUGUGAACAAUUUUAUUUUUAAAUCUUAAAACAUAAAACUCAAAACGGUGCUCAAGUAUUUGAUCAUUAACUACCUUAAGCUCAAACAAUAACUUUUAUGUAUACUAUGUGUGUGUUAGGGAUUAUAUAUUUUUAUAUAUUUUUAAAUUUAUUGUAUAAAUGUAAAUAUGACGAUUCAAUUUUUGUGAUUUUU